Molecule: messenger RNA, 1443 nt
Organism: Lathyrus oleraceus (garden pea)
Lineage: Eukaryota; Viridiplantae; Streptophyta; Magnoliopsida; Fabales; Fabaceae
Exons: 4
Coding region: 1-1443 (480 amino acids)
Biological process (GO): DNA integration
Molecular function (GO): nucleic acid binding
Source: RefSeq, a predicted model, not a curated record
AUGGAGGAAGAUGGAUUGUUAGAAGUGGAUUUAGCAAUCAAGGAAACCAAGAACCAAGAUGAAGAAGUAGUACUGAUGCCUGUUAAAGAGAAAGAAAAAGUUCCUAAACCAAUCAUCAAACUUCCUUACCCUCCGAGACAGAAGAAGAAAGAUCAACAUGAAUUUUUUUUUGAGAGGUUCUUGGAAAUGUUCAAAAAGCUUGAAAUAAAUAUUCCAUUUUCUGAGGCGCUAGAACAAAUGCCAAUAUAUGCCAAGUUCAUGAAAGACAUCAUCUCCAAAAAGCGCUCCACUGAUAUAGACCCAAUCAUCUUGACUGAAACAUGUAGUGUCAUUCUUCAAGGUAUGAAAAUCCCAUUGAAAAAGAAAGAUAGGGGAUCAGUUACUAUUCCCUGCAUUAUUGGUGAUAGAAAAUUCAAGAAGGCUCUGAUUGACUUGGGAGCAAGUGUGAGUUUGAUGCCACUAUCCAUCUACAAGAAAUUAGGCCUUGGUACCGUUCAAGAUACUCGGAUAACGCUUCAGUUUGCCAAUCGCUCUAUUAGGCGACCGUAUGGAAUAGUGGAAGACAUUCUGAAAGAUGCCAGCAAACAAAAUUCGAUCCUGAAUUGGGAGAAGUUCCAUUUCAUGGUAGGUGAAGGGAUAGUAUUGGGACACAAGAUUUCCAACCGAGGCAUCGAAGUAAGCGUAGCAAAAGUGGAGGUGUGGGACGAUCCAUUCUUGUACAAAAAGGGAAUAGAUGGGUUGGUGCGGAGAUAUGUUCCGAAGGAAGAACAAAGGGACAUCCUUAGAGCUUGUCAUAACUCAGAAUAUGGAGGACACCUUAGCGGAGAUAGAACAACAACAAAAGUCCUCCAGUCUGGACUGUACUGGCCUACACUGUUCAGAGAUGCACAAGGGAUAGUGAAAGAAUGCGACAGAUGUCAGAGGACAGUUGACUAUGUGUCAAAAUGGGUGGAAGCCGUAGCAUUACCCACAAAUGAUGAUAAAGUGGUGAUCAAUUUCCUAAAGAGUUACAUCUUCGCUCGGUUUGGGGUACCAAGGGCACUAAUUAGUGACGAAGGUACCCAUUUUCUAAACAAGCUGAUGGAGAGCCUGUUAAGGAAAUACAAUGUAAAGCAUAAAAUCUCCACACUGUACCAUCCUCAGACAAGUGGACAGGUUGAAGUAUCGAAUUGGCAGAUAAAGCAAAUUCUGCAAAAGACAGUCAGUGUAUCGCAAAAGGAUUGGUCAAUCAAGCCAGAGGACACACUAUGGGCAUACAUGACAACGUUCAAAACUCCCAUAGGUAUGUCCCCUUACCAACUAGUCUAUGCUAAAGCUUGUCAUUUGCCACUCGAACUCGAGCACAUGGCAUUUUGGGCUACCAAAUUUCUAAACUAUGAUCUUUCUAAAGCGGGUAAAUCACAGAUUCUUCAAUUACAAGAGCUAGAAGAAUUCAAAAAUUGA